AUGGCAGAGCCAGAUGAAGUGGAGGAAGAUCUCUUUGCCGAUCUAUACGAUGGCGACGAAAAUGCCAGAUCGAACAAUGCCCCUGCUCCUGUUGCAGCCCAACCGAACUCGAGCGACACUGCUAUGAAAGCGAAUGACGUUCCAGGCUAUGGCGAAGAACCAGAAAUUCACUACGAUCCUACCUCCUUCGAUGUUGAACCCUCUGGUCAAGAUGAACAGGCAAAUGGUACCCAGAGCCAAAAACAAGAUCAAGAUUCUUCUGAGAAACCAUCACACCCCGAACCAUUCGGCAUCAACAUGAAAGAAGAUGGGUGA
Rhinocladiella mackenziei CBS 650.93 is the source of this 315-nucleotide messenger RNA. RefSeq lists its product as uncharacterized. Bases 1 to 315 code for a protein of 104 amino acids. The record is from RefSeq and is a predicted model, not a curated record. The transcript is spliced from 2 exons. Lineage: Eukaryota; Fungi; Ascomycota; Eurotiomycetes; Chaetothyriales; Herpotrichiellaceae.